AAAAAACCCGUUUUAUAAUAUAAUCCGAACAAAAACAAUGAAAUACGGACAAAAAACAGCAUCGUGCGCCUGCAAUAGAAAUCCUAUUCCUCCCUCUAAUCUCUUAAAGCGGGAGAAGCAACCCUAAUCCUUUUCCAAAUGGUAUUUUCCAAUUAAUGAUUCAGAUUUCUUUGGAAUAGAGAAACAAGAGCUGAUUGUUGAAGCAGAAGAAAAGGAAGAAGGGAUGCGGGGUAUGUGGAAAACCAUACGAGAAAAGCUAGGGUUGAUCACAAAGAGUCCGACCCCAGGCUGCUGCGGAGCUCUCUGGGGAUCAAAGCGUUUCUCCCCUCCAAUCGAUCCCAUAACCCUCGGAAACGCCGACGAUGUGAUCGAAGAGAUCGCGACAACCGAAACGGCGGGGGAGAUGAAUCUGGCGGCGGCGCUUGCGGAGGAGCGGCGUAUCCGGGAGGCGGAGUCGUUGUUUUUGGGGCCGGCGGAGAAUAUGGAGAGCACAUCGCUGAUGAAUUGGUUGGAGGAGGAGGAGGAGAAGGAGGUGGAGGAGGAGAGGGAGGCGGUGGGAUUGGGGGAGAGCUGUUGUGUUUGUAUGGAGAAGAAGAAGGGGGCGGCCUUCAUACCUUGUGGGCACGCUUUCUGUAGGGGUUGCGCUCGAGAUAUAUGGAUCGAACGCCGGUCCUGCGCGCUUUGCAAUCGCCCGAUUCUCGAGAUCCUCCAUAUCUUCUAGUACAGUACUGCCCUCUUCCUCCUGCCGUGGAGUUUCUCUCUCUCUCUUUAUCUAAGUCUCUCUCUUUCUCUAUUGAGAUA
Molecule: messenger RNA, 801 nt
Organism: Phalaenopsis equestris
Lineage: Eukaryota; Viridiplantae; Streptophyta; Magnoliopsida; Asparagales; Orchidaceae
Product: E3 ubiquitin-protein ligase BRE1-like
Exons: 1
Coding region: 224-721 (165 amino acids)
Source: RefSeq, a predicted model, not a curated record